UCGUACCAGAAAGCAAGAAGUUCUUGAAAAGCACACGACUCGGACUCGGUAAAGUAGAGGAUCGAGAGUGAGGUAGAGAAUCACACCUCACAUCGAGACUCCGAAGAUGAGCCCCUUGAAGCAGACACGAAAACGCCUCUCAAGUUGAAGAGGCCACAAACCCAACGUGCUGGUGAAGAUCAGGAAGACCUUCAGAACUAAACGACCACGGCGCGGUCCUUCGCUUUCCAACGGAGUCACGACCAUCUCCCACGAUGGGCAUGGGUUCGGCCGGUGGCGGUGCCGCCACGGUCCCGCUCCGGACAAAAGGCGGGGUUCGCGAUUACAUGACCUGCGGCCUCUACUCGUGGACGGGAAGUUUGUCCUCGACCUACGGCUUCCACCUGCUCGUCCUGAUCUUCACCGGGCACCACAUUUUGAAGGGUUUUGUUGGCGGCGGCGGGUCUGGGGGGAUUGUCGGCGCGGGGAUGGAGUAUCACUUCCGAGAUCAUAAGGUACUACAGGUGCUGAUAGAUUAAUACCGAUUGCGUCCUCGCUUAGCGCUCGCGUAUGCAUGACAGAUCCCCACACGACCCACCCUGCUCUGAUUCUCUUUCAGGUUUCCGGUUCCAGCCUUCAGAUUUACCAGUCCGUCGCCUCCCUCCCUUGGUCGAUCAAAGCCAUCAUGGGCCUCGUUUCCGACUCCUUCCCCAUGUACGGCCGGUACUACAAAGCCCCCUACGUCGCCUUCACGACCAUGGUCGCCUGUGGCUGCUACCUGUUCGUCGGAAGUCAUUUCGUCAGCGUGCAAAUCAGCACAAUCUGCUUCUUUUUCGCGUUUUUCCAGAUGUCGCUCGCGGACCUGAUGAUCGAGGCGAAGUACGUAUCCACAGAAAAAAACCCAUCCACAUCCAAUUUGUCAUGCAAAACACGUAUCAAAUCACGUGUUUGUCAUGCAAAAAACGGAUAUGGAUGGUUUUUUUUUCUGUGGAUAGUACGCGGAGCAAGUGAAAAAACACCCCGAGAAAGGCCCGGACUUGAUCUCCUUCGUCUGGGGCGGGAUGUCGUUGUGGACGCUUUUAUCCACCGUGAUCGUCGGGUAUUUGAUCGAGAACCUCGGGGCGGACAGCUGUUUUCUCUUCGCCCUGCCGUUUGCGGCUUUGAUCUUACUCCCAACCCUCGGCGAUUACUUCGAAGAGGGCGCGGAGUACGACGAGCAGAGACUACGCGAGCAGCAGGAACACGAGGAACAGAUGGAGGCCUACGCGGAAUAUGUAUUGCAAAAGCAUCGUACUAGCAUCAAUCGCAAUACAAAUUUUUUCACAAAGAAAAAUGGAGUUUGUAAUGCUGAUUUGGCCAUGAAAGCAGAUUUGUCAUGCAUGAUUGCAAUCAGUAUCAGUACGAGUGCGAUACUUUUGCAGAGCAUACGGAGCAGCAGCCGACCAUUGAGUCUGAGACAACGCGACUCGCCGAUUCCGGCGCCGCGUCGCAGGCGAGCGACUACAAGGCAGCCGACACGUAUGGAAGCGUCAGGUUUGAAAUCGUCAAAGUUGAAAUAAGUUGUAAUGCAUAAGAUGCAUGACCCGAGGCACGUGCGUUGGAGAGCAGGCAAGUGAGGCCGAUUGUGAGCCUGUUUGGGGUUACAGCUCGAGCUGCUAAAGUAGCAUGAGAAAAUCACUCCUCUUUGCCUAAACAGCAUGACAAACUGGACUUGGGGACCACCGAAAUUUGUCUUGCGCGACUUGGAAACUGGGUUCCAACUGGCAUCCAUUUAAUGCAUGACAAAUUAUUUCAACUUUGUCGAUUUAUUCAACUCCGACGCUUCCAUAACACGGCGAGCGCCGCGGUCGCACUUCAAAGGACCAGUCCGCAACUACCGCUUAACAGCGCGUCGUCUUCCCCAGAAGACAAUACCGCAUUAGUAGUACCAGGUGGAGGAAGUGCUGGUGCUCGUCCACCUUCCAGCUUGGUGAGAAGCGAACCCGAGGGGGAAAACGCGAUAGCGAGUCAACGAACCAGCACAUCCUCCGUGAAAAACAGCCAGCACUUGCUGCAAAUUGAGGAGAACAGACCGAUCUUCUACCUCGCGAUUUUCAUGGGCAUUUCCGGCAUUACCACCGCCGCGUUCUCCGUGCUAGUCACGUCAAAAAUCCUGAAUUUCAUCGUCGCCUACGGCCUGGGCCUGACCGUGCUUUUCGGGUUCUCCGUCUUCCUCCGUCCGAUCGUCGCCAAAAUGAACGCGUUUUUCUUCAUUCAGAACGUGCUCGCGGUCUCCGUGCACGGGGCGGCGUUCUACUUCUUCACCGACACGCCCGAGCAAUACCCCGACGGGCCGCAUUUCGAGCCGCAUUUCUACAUCUCCGUGAUCGGGAUCGUCGCUUCGGUGUUUAGUUUGAUCGGGAUGACGACCUACAACAUGUACGCCAAAGAGUGGAACUACCAAACAAUCCUGAUGUACAGCAACAUUGUCGCCAUGUUCCUGCAGUUGGUCAACUGCAUCGUGUUUUUGCGCUGGAACGUGAAGAUGGGCAUACCGGAUUCGUACUUCAUGGUCUGCUCCACGGGGAUCACCAGUGCGGUGUUUCAGUUUGGGUACAUUAAUGAAUAUGGGACUGGUGUUGAUCUUUUUAGGCACUACAUUUCUUGUGUUGUUGUCCUCGCUUGAUGAGCUCAUGUCUCGCCUUCUGAUGUUUGUGUUGAUGUCGAGACUAUGCUUUCUCAGUGUUACCACCAAUAUCAACAGCUGGAUGCCUGGUACCGUCAUGCUCGCGCAGAUGGUUCCCCGCGGCUUGGAGUCCACGAUGUACGCCUUACUCGCUGGCAGCUUUAACAUGUCGACCAUGAUGUCCAAUUACAGUGGCGCGCUCCUGCUCGAACUCCUCAAUUGCCGACCCAACGGCAGCAAGAACGAGGGGAAGGAGUUCGAGUACCUCUGGGUGGGCGCGCUGGUCGGGUCCGCGCUGCCGUGCGUCACGCUGUUCGCAAUACCGUAUUUGAUUCCGAACGCGAAACAAACGGAGAAACUGUUGGUGGAAAACCCGGAAAGCCCGACGAUUGGGUCGGUCUACAGUCGGUAUUUGAAAGGCAGGUACGGGCGGUUAGUCGACGACCCGAGCAGCGCACCACCAGGGGGCGGCGGGGCGGAGGUCCUGGUUGUAAACAGGGGGGAGCAGGAGGAGAAUCACCGUGUGGUGUCUCCGGUGCUGGGGCGACAACGCAGUCCGGUUGCUGCGGGGGAGAAUGCGGUGUGACGAGGUGACGAGGUCAACACGACGGUAGCACUGUCCGUAGUACCGUCGUCGUGAGUGUCAUCAGCGCCGUCUGGUCUGGCUUUGGCUUCGAAGAAGUGCUUGCGGAAGAAGGUCAGGCUUCGUUGCCCGGGGAUGCGACGGUGAUGUGUUGAUGAUUUCGAUUUGUUCCUAGGAAUACAGUCUUGAUGUUUCGACUGCGGCUGCCGUUUGCAUUUUUUUUGGCAGUGGGAGGCAGAGGCUUACUGGGUUGACAGAUAGAAACGUGAAAUGAACUACUUGAUGUUGGAAAAAUUAGUUCUACCUAUAUAUAAUGAUAAUCACUUGAGAAUACAAAGAACCGCUGAGGAAAAUGAUUCCAAAAUUGAUUGUAUGGACCUGCAAGCGUAAU
Molecule: messenger RNA, 3618 nt
Organism: Amoebophrya sp. A120
Lineage: Eukaryota; Dinophyceae; Syndiniales; Amoebophryaceae
Source: the annotation of a GenBank genome assembly